Molecule: messenger RNA, 3681 nt
Organism: Patella vulgata (common limpet)
Lineage: Eukaryota; Metazoa; Mollusca; Gastropoda; Patellidae
Product: zinc finger protein 431
Exons: 2
Coding region: 74-2389 (771 amino acids)
Source: RefSeq, a predicted model, not a curated record
UUGUUUGUUUGUGGGGUGUUUUUUUUUCGUAUAUAAAAGUUUUAUAACCUGUUUUUUACGUAAUAGUUCUAAAAUGGCAGAUACCAAUUUGGAAACUUCUGCUGAGGGAGAAGACUUUAAAAGUGGUGAUGAUGUCAAUUUGGGAACCUCUACUGAGGAUGAAGACUGUAAAAGUGAUGAUGAUGUCAAUUUGGGAACCUCUAAUGAGGACGAAGAUUUUGAUAGUGAUGGCAGCAAUUUGGAAACUUCCACUGAAGAGGAAAACUUUCAAAGUGAUGAUGAUGUUGAUGAAGAUGAUGAUGAUGAUGUCAAUUUAGAAACGUCUACUGAGAAUGAAAACUUUAAAAAUGAUGAUGAUGUCGAUUUGGAAGCUUCUACUGACAAGGACAACUUUAAGGAUGAUAUGAAGUUGGAAACUUCUACUCGGGGCGAAAACUUGAAAGGUGAUGAAGCCUUCUCUAAAAACUCAAGUCAACUCAAACCUACCAGUCAUAAAAAUGUGAGAAAAUCUAUGGAAUGUGAUGUAUGCAACAAGAUAUUCUAUCAUAGGGGCAAUCUAAAUUCUCAUAUGAAAAUUCACACAGGGGAGAAAAGCAGUACAUGCGAUAUUUGUAAUAAAUCUUUUGCAUCGAAACGCUACUUUCGAAGCCAUUUAAAAAUUCAUACCGGAGAACAAAACAAUACAUGUGAAAUUUGUGAUCAAUCUUUUGCAACCAAACAGUACUUGAAUAAACACAAUCGAAGACUUCAUACUGGUUCGGAUGAGAAUCCUUUUAGCUGCGAUGAUUGCGGUAAAAUAUUAUCGACAAAGUUUGAUUUGGACAAGCACAGGAGAACCCACAAAGAUAAGUUAUUUGAAUGCACGAUUUGUAAGAAAGUCUGUGUAACUAAGUGGAAUUUACGAUCGCAUCUUCAAACGCAUGCCGGAGAGAAGAAUUAUAAAUGUCAUGUAUGUUUGCAAUACUUUUCGAGAAAGAAUUCUCUGGAAAUUCAUCUUAAACAGCACAAAGGAGAUCUACCUUUUAAAUGUGAGAUUUGUAGCCGAUCGUAUACUAUGCUCGGUAUAUUAAAUAAACAUAUGAAAACGCAUGAAAGUGCGAAAUGCAAGAUUUGUCAGGAAUCGUUUCUUGGAAAACUUUCUCUGAUUAAACAUACGAGGGAGGCUCAUCCUCCAGAAAAAAAAUCUUUUAAAUGUGAUGUUUGUGGUAAAUCAUUUAAUACUCAAUACCAUUUAAACUCGCACAUUUUAAUCCACACUGGGGAAAAACCCUUUAGCUGUGACAUUUGCGGGAAGUCUUUCGCCUUCAAAUCCCGCGUCGCAGCACAUUUUAGACGAACACACACUAAUGUGAGACCAUUUUCAUGUGAUUUAUGCUGUAAAUCAUUUCCAGAUAAUAGUGAUCUUCAAAAACAUAUGAGAUUCCAUAGUGGAAUAAAACCCCAUAAAUGUGAUGUUUGUGGUAAAGCAUUUACUUUGAUUCAGGGACUGAGAAGCCAUGAGCGAAUCCAUACAGGGGAGAAGCCACACCAAUGCCAUGUUUGUAACAAAUCUUUCACCCAAGUAAGUUCUCUAAGUGUUCAUUUAAGAACUCAUAGCGAUGAAACACCCUAUAAAUGUGAUGUUUGCUGUAAAAUGUUCAAAUCGAGAUCUUAUUUAACACAGCACUUCAAAACUCACACAGGUGAGAAGCCAUUUAAAUGUGAUGUUUGUAAUCAAUCAUUUCCUCAGAAAUCCCAUCUUCUGAAACAUUUAAGAAUACAUACAGGUGAAAAACCCCAUAAUUGCGAUAUUUGUGGAAUGCGCUUUAUAGAUAAAGGUGGUCUGACAGUUCACUUACGAACUCACACAGGCGAGAAGCCAUUUAAAUGCGAUGUUUGUAAUAAAUUACUGACUCGUCGAAGUCAUCUUACGUUACACAUGAGGGUUCACACCGGCGAAAAACCCUUUAAGUGUGAUGUUUGUCCGAAAGCCUUUGCUCACCCUAAUGCUAUUAGGGUACAUAAACGCACCCACACGGGUGAAAAACCCUACAAGUGUGAAGUGUGUGGACUUGCCUUUAUUGAUAAAAGUAUUCUAACAGGUCACUUGAGAACCCAUACGGGUGAAAAACCUUUUAAGUGUACUGUUUGUAAUAAAUCAGUGACUCGAAUGAGUCAUCUUCAACUGCACAUGAGGCUUCAUACUGGCGAAAAACCCUAUGAGUGUGGUGUUUGUCAGAAAGCCUUUGCUCAUCCUCAUGCCUUCAGGGUACAUAAACGGACACAUACAGGCGUGAAACCAUAUAAAUGUGAUGAUUGUGGUAAAUUAUUUGCUCAUAGUGGUAGUCUAAAGCCACAUAAAAAAACACACUGUCCUAAAUUGAAAUGUAAGGAUAAUGUAACUGUGUAGAUUAAUAAUGUAAUUGUGUAGAUUAAUAAUGUAAUUUUGUAGAUUAGUAAUGUAAUUGUGUAGAUUAUGUAAUUGUGUAGAUUAUGUAAUUGUGUAGAGGAGUAAUGUAAUUGUGUAGAGGAGUAAUGUAAUUGCAUAGAUUAAUAAUGUAAUUGCAUAGAUUAAUAAUGUAAUUGUGUAGAUUAAUAAUGUAAUGGUUUAAAGCAGUGGUUCCCAACCUGUUGUGUACCAUGUCCAACCUCAACAUCGCAAAUUAUUUUGUGACCCCCCCUCCCCCAUCCCCCUUUUGAUAUAAAAACAUAUUGAGUUUUGUGUAAGUAUAUAAUAAAAUUUAAUCCUUCAAAUAAGAUGUUGAUUCCUUCCAAUAAAAAAAAAUUAUUCAAAUCAAAUAAUAAAGAAUCAGAAAAUAAUAUUUUUUUACAGUAAUUGUUUUAAGAAAAAUUAAUUCAGUGAGAUUCUUGUGCUUGGUGUUUACUGCAAAGUAUUUUAAUAUGAGGCUCUAAUUUGGUCAGUUUCAAUCUCCUGAUUUAGUGAUAGCCAGUCAAUUUCUAUGUUUCAAUAAUAAGUCACUCACACCAUUUUCAAAUUGCGGACCUAAUUUUUUAAAUUGCCCCCUUGUGCACCCCAACUUUGGAAUUCACUGGUUUAAUUGUAUAGAGUUAUAAUGUAAUUGUGUAGAUUAAUACUGAAUUGUGUAGAUUAAUAAUGUAAUUGUGUAAAGUAAUAAUCUAAUUGUGUAGAGUAAUAAACUAAAUGUAAGUAAUAAUGUAAUUGUGUAGAAUAAUAAACUAAAUGUAAGUAAUAAUGUAAUUGUGUAGAAUACUAAUGUAAUUGUGUAAAGUAAUAAUGUAAUUGCGUAGAGUAAUAAACUAAAUGUACAUGUAUAAAGUAAUGAUGUAAUGGUGAUGGUAUAAAGUAAUAAUGUAAUUGUAUAAAGUAAUAAUGUAAUGAUAAAAUGAUAAUAUAAUGUAAUGGCAUGAAGUAAUAAUGGAAUUUUAUAAAGUAAUGAUUAUGGUGUAAAGUAAUAAUGUAAUGGUGUCUAGUAAUUAUUAUAGUUUGUAGGGGUUUUUUGAAAUGUAUAUUUUUGAAAUGCUUUGAAAUUUAUAUUUUUGAAAUGUAAAGUAAUAAUGUAAUUGGGUAAAGUAAUAAUGAAAUGGUUUAAAAGUCAUUAUGUAAUUGUUUAAAGUAAUUAUGUAAUUGUUUAAAGUAAUUAUGUAAUGGUUUAAAAUAAUAUGGUAACUGUAUAUGUCAUUUUGUAACUGUGUAAACUGUUUGCAAGGGUUAUUUCAAUG